AUGCUUACUUCAGCCUCGAAUUCAUUAAAUAUUGUAAAUACGAAUAAUUCAUUAUCAUCGCCUCCACCUGUUGUUAACAGCGUUCCGUUGCCGUUACAAGGGCAACAACAAAAGAAUGAGACAACAAAUCCAUUAUUAGAUCAUACAGUCAUAAAAAAUCUUCUUUCACCGCACAUUAGUUCUUCGACGAAUGCAACAAACGAUAAACCAAUCACAGACUUAGCAAUGAAAACACCGAUUAGUUUUCUACAAGAAAUAUGUUUUCGCAUCCAUUCAACACCAAAUUAUAGUCUAUGUCCAAGUGAAGAGCAUAAUUAUUCUAGUGAACCUGUUUUUCUUUAUCGUGUGACAAUCGAUGAUUUAAUUGCAUUUGGAAGAGGAUCUAGUAAGAAACGUGCAAAGCACAGAGCCGCCUCAGCAAUGAUUGAAAAAUGUUAUGAAAAAUUGAAGAUGAAUAAUGAUCCGUUGACAAACACCAUUGAACAAUAUUGUUUAACGAAACCAUUACAAAAUAAUAUCAUUGACGAUGGUACAUCCGGUAAUCCUGUUGGACAACUUCAAGAGUUAACACAAAAGAAUUGGAUACGCCCACCGGAAUAUCAUUAUUCUGAUCAAGAUGGGACAAUACCAAAUGUGAAAACCUACAUAUGUCGAGCGAAAGUAGCACAUUAUGUAGAAGAAGGUGUUGGGUUAUCGAAAAAAAUUGCUAAACGUCUUGCUGCACAUAAUCUGUUAGAAAAAUUAGAAGAACUGAGUACAGAAGAGAAAAAAGCACUAUUAAAUCGUGCCGAAGGACAUAGUGAACAAGAAUAUUCACAGGUACAUCAGCGAUUUAGACGAUCAAGACGAAAACCAAACGCUACGAAUCAUCUAGAUCCAAAUGUCCGUACAAAUAAUUUUAAUAGUGGUUUAACACGUACAAAUCGUGUAUAUGAAAAAAAUUCAUUUCAAAUGUUAAAGAAUAGUGAUUUACCAUUGAUAAAACAACUAUUGUCAGAUGAAUAUCGUGAAUGUCCGAAUGCAUAUCGGAUGUUAGCACACCUAGCCAAAGAACAAAAUUUUCAUUUUACAUUUAUUGAACUACCUUGUAUUGAUUCAUUAUUCCAAGUCUUGCUCGAAAUUCGUCUGAUACCGGUAUCUGUGUUUCAUGGUUAUGGUGCAUCAUUAGAUAUUGCACAAGAGCGAGCUGCCUUCUUUUCAUUAAACUAUAUUCGUUGUUUAUCGAGACAAGCUCAUCAACAACCGCAACAUCAGCAGAGUACACUGUCUACUACGACGAUCCCAGGUGGUGUUCAAUCUUGA
Messenger RNA from Didymodactylos carnosus, 1302 nucleotides. The record is from the annotation of a GenBank genome assembly. NCBI's taxonomy places the organism in Eukaryota, Metazoa, Rotifera, Eurotatoria, Philodinida, Philodinidae.